AUGGCGCCCAUAGUCGGUGGUGCUCCACCGUUGAGGGAAGUUCGUGCCUUGCAAUUCGGCAUACUUAGUCCAGAUGAAAUCAAAGAAAUGUCCGUUACCUCUGAUGGAGGUGUCAAGUAUGCAGAAACGUUGGAAGGUGGCAGGCCGAAGCUCGGUGGACUGAUGGAUCCACGUCAAGGAUGCGUCGACCGCAACUCGAUAUGCCAGACGUGUAGCGGAAAUGUGUCCACUUGUCCCGGACAUUUUGGCCACAUUGAACUUGCUAAACCCGUUUUCCAUAUUGGUUUUAUGAAGAAGACUCUGAAGUUGUUGCGCUGUGUCUGCUUCCACUGUUCGAAAAUUCUGGUUGAUGUGGAUACACCUACAAUCCAAGAUAUAUUGCGUAAAACUAAGGGUGACAAUCGUCGUCGUAUGAUGUUUAUGUAUGAGGAAUGCAAGACGCGGUCCGAGUGCCUUCCGGGUGAAGAUUCCGCUGGUAAUGAAAACGACGUCAUGGAAAACAAAACCAAACGUGCUGGUUGUGGAAGAUAUCAACCGCGGUUCCGACGAAUCGGCCUGGAAAUGUCUGCUGAAUGGAAAAAAAUCAACGAGGAAUCACAAGAGCGCAAAAUCGCUUUGACAGCUGAACGAGUGCUGGAGGUGUUCAAACGGAUUUCCGAUGAAGACAGCAUUGCUCUGGGUUUCGAUCCCCGCUACGCUCGCCCAGAGUGGAUGAUCAUCACUGUCCUGCCCGUUCCGCCUUUAGCUGUACGUCCUGCUGUCGUCAUGUAUGGCACAACUCGGAAUCAAGAUGAUCUGACUCACAAACUGGCGGAUAUUAUCAAGGCUAAUAAUCAGUUACGCAGAGAUGAACAAAACGGCGCUGCCGCGCACAUCUUAGCCGAGGAAAUUCGUACACUACAGUUCCAUGUCACUACUCUAGUGGACAACGAUGUGCCUGGCCUUCCCAAGGCUAUCCAAAAAUCCGGUCGACCUUUAAAGUCCAUCAAAACUCGCCUGAAGGGUAAAGCUGGUCGUAUUCGAGGCAACCUGAUGGGAAAACGUGUGGAUUUCUCUGCACGUACAGUCAUAACAGCCGAUCCGAAUUUGAACUUAGACCAAGUCGGUGUUCCACGCACAAUCGCACAAAAUCUCACCUAUCCGGAAACGGUCACGCAAUUCAAUAUUGAUCAUUUGCAAAAGCUUGUCCAGAACGGUACUCUCUAUCCCGGAGCAAAGUUCAUCGUUCGCGAAAAUGGUGAUCGAAUCGAUUUGCGUUAUCAUCCUAAGGUGGCUGAUUUAACAUUGCAAGUUGGUUACGUCGUCGAACGUCACAUGCUGAAUGAUGAUUUUGUUAUUUUCAACCGACAACCAACACUGCACAAAAUGUCUAUGAUGUGUCAUCGUGUCAAAGUCCUCCCUUGGUCCACUUUUCGUCUGAAUUUGUCUGUCACCUCACCGUACAACGCUGAUUUCGAUGGUGAUGAAAUGAACUUGCACUUGCCUCAGUCGGUGGAGACAAAGGCGGAAAUCAGUCAACUGGCCCGCGUAUCCCGUCUAGUCAUCACACCCCAAGCGAACAAACCGGUUAUGGGUAUCGUGCAGGAUACACUGACUGCGGUGAAUAAAAUGACUCAGAGAGACGUGUUUCUCAAUCGAGCUGAAAUGAUGAAUUUGCUGAUGUAUCUGCCCACCUGGAAUGGCCGUAUGCCAAAACCUGCCAUUUAUAAACCACAACGAUUAUGGACAGGUAAACAACUAUUCAGUUUGGUUAUUCCCGGGCGUGUUAAUUGUAUUCGAACUCACAGCACUCAUCCGGAAGAGGAAGACAUCGGACCCUAUCGGUGGAUUUCCCCUGGAGAUACGAAGGUGAUUGUGGACGAUGGAGAUCUCAUAGCUGGCAUUCUGUGCAAAAAAACACUGGGUUCUGGUGCCGGUUCGUUGAUUCACAUUGUCGCACUGGAACAUCACCACGAACAAGUUAACAUGUUUUUCAAUAACAUCCAAACCGUCGUUAACAAUUGGCUGCUAAUCGAAGGUCACACUAUCGGUAUCGCCGACACACUGUAUGAUCAAGCCACUCGAGAACAGAUUUUUGCAACCAUCACCAAAGCAAAGGAAGCUGUGUUCGAGAUUAUUGAUCAGGCCCACAAUUAUGACCUUCAGCCGACUCCAGGGAACACACUUCGACAGACUUUUGAAAACAGUGUAAACAAAAUCCUGAAUGAUGCCCGUGACAAAACUGGUAGUUGUGCGCAAAAGUCAUUAUCCAAAUACAAUAACUUCAAUAUCAUGGUCGUUGCAGGUUCCAAAGGGUCACGUAUCAAUAUCUCUCAGGUUAUCGCCUGCGUCGGCCAACAAAACGUAGAAGGCAAGCGGAUUCCGUUUGGUUUUCGCCACCGUACUUUACCGCACUUCAUUCAAGACGAUUACGGGCCGGAGUCUCGAGGUUUCGUGGAAAACUCUUACCUUGCCGGUCUCACACCGACAGAGUUCUUCUUUCACGCCAUGGGCGGUCGUGAAGGUCUAAUCGAUACUGCUGUGAAAACUGCUGAGACUGGUUAUAUUCAACGUCGGUUAAUCAAAGCUAUGGAAUCAGUCAUGGUUAAAUACGAUGGUACUGUCCGAAAUCAAAUCAACCAGUUGAUCCAACUUCGUUAUGGUGAGGACGGUUUGGAUGCGUCACAUGUUGAGUUUCAAAAACUACCUUCAUUCAAGCCAUCCCAUGCGGCAUUUGAACAUGGUUUUCGUUUUGACAUCAAUAAUGGUCGUGCGCUGAGACGUUGCAUGCCAGAAGAGGUAGUCCGCAGUCUGGCCACGGACUCACAGACACAAGCUGAACUAGAUGCCGAGUGGAUGCAGCUUUGUGCUGAUCGUGAAUCGCUUCGGGCAGUGAUUCGGAAAACCGACGACUCUGUCGUUUUACCAUGCAACAUAAACCGACUGGUAAUGAAUGCCCAGAAAAUAUUUGAAAUUGAUCCUCUAUCGAAAACAAACGUGCAUCCGCGCCAAGUCGUGGAAAUGGUCCGUGAAACUUGCAAGCGAUUAGUCGUCAUUCCCGGGGACGAUCGUUUAAGCAAAGAGGCAAAUGCUAACGCAACUUUAUUGAUUUGCAGCCUGAUUCGAUCCUCCCUUUGUGCAAAAAAGGUAAUCAAUGAGUACCGAUUGAGUUAUGAAGCCUUAGACUGGGUUCUGGGCGAAGUGCGCGCGCGGUUCCAACAAGCUCAAAUACAUCCGGGUGAAAUGGUCGGUGCAUUGGCUGCACAAUCUCUCGGUGAACCAGCCACUCAGAUGACCCUAAACACGUUCCACUAUGCUGGUGUGUCCGCUAAGAACGUCACCCUUGGUGUGCCUCGCUUGAAGGAGAUUAUCAACGUCAGCAAGAAACCGAAAACGCCGUCGAUGACUAUUUAUCUAACCGGUCCAGCUGCUCGGGACGCAGAACGCACGAAGGAUGUUGUUGCCCGAUUGGAGCACACAACUUUACGCAAAUUAGUCAACAGCACCUAUAUAUACUACGAUCCAGAUCCGAAAAACAGUGUAGUCGAAGAGGAUCGAGAAUGGGUGUCCACCUAUUAUGAACUUCCAGAUUUCGAUGUAACCGCGAUCAGCUCAUGGAUGUUACGUAUUGAAUUUGCACGUAAGGGUAUGACUGGUAAAAAGUUGUCCAUGGAACAAAUAGCGGAUAAAAUAACUCGGGCCUUUGGUAACGACCUGAUCUGCCAUAUUCCGGACGACAACCUCAAGUUGGUGAUGCGUAUUCGAAUCAUGAAUAGCGAUUUGGAAAAAGAUUUCAAAGAAGCGGAUACUACAUCAGACAAAAUGGAAGAUGACACGUUCCUACGCUUUAUCGAGGCCAAUCUUUUGUCAGAUAUCACACUACAAGGUAUUCCGCAAAUCACCAAGGUCUACAUGCAUUUUCCCAAGACACGAGACAAAAUGCGAGUGGUUAUCAAAGAUGACGGUAGUUUUGAUGCUGUAGCCGAAUGGAUGUUAGAGACCGAUGGUACCUGUUUGAUGCGUGUCCUUGCUGAGAGAGAUGUUGAUCCCACUCGAACAGUGAGCAAUGAUAUUGUAGAAAUCUUCGAAGCUCUUGGUAUCGAAGCGGUUCGUAAGGCGAUCGAGUGCGAAAUGCACCACGUGAUCUCGUUUGACGGUUCGUACGUGAAUUAUCGUCAUCUUGCUUUGUUAUGUGACAUUAUGACUGUUAAAGGACAUCUGAUGGCUAUUACGCGACAUGGAUUGAAUCGUCUUGAUACUGGUGCUCUGGCUCGGUGCAGUUUCGAAGAAACCGUGGAUAUUUUGAUGGACGCAGCAACACAUGCCGAGUGUGAUCCUAUGGCCGGAGUUUCCGAGCGGAUUAUGUUAGGACAGUUGGCGAGAAUUGGCACCGGUUGUUUUGACCUAUUAUUGGAUUCGGCCAAAUGUCAAGAAGCCCAACCAAUUCCAUUAUCUGGAGUUAUGGGAAUGGGAUUGUUCAAUGCCCCUGGAUUUGAGGGGCUUUCCGCUUUGGCGUCUCCAGGAAUCGGUUUGGCUUUGGGUGCUGAUGGACUCCCGGUUUUGAGUGGUGAUUGUGGUUAUCACACACCAUGGGACAACGCUCAUUCUCCAGCUGGUUCUUUUGAUGCUUCACCUAGUUAUCGCGGUGGUUUGGGUGGCGCGACAGCACCACACAAUGCCAUGUUUUCCCCAGCAGUUCGCUAUGAUUCAUCUCUCUCACCGGGCCGUAGUCCUCAGUUGGACAGUCCACGCACUCCGGAAGCUUUCUCUCCAGCGACGUAUGCAAAUUUCACCAGUCCAAUGUCAAUCACAGGCACACCGCAAACGGAAUUGGGUUCUCCGGGUUCCAGUCCAGGCCAUUCGGGCAGUUUGAGCAGCGGUUCAUUUGGCUUUGGAGGUGCUACCAGUCUUCGUGCGGAUAUAUUCUCGCCCAUUCACAAACCUUCAUAUGCUGGCACUGGGAGUAGUUCCAGUUUCAGUGCGAGUGGCGAUAGCAAUUCGCCUACCUUUUCUUUGCAACAAUCUUAUGAACCUAUGUCCGUCGGGUACACUCAGCGUUCACCACAUCACCCCAGUUUCUCCGGUUAUGGAAUGCUUUCAAGCGGAUCGUUCGGACCAUCUAGCGAUUCUCCUGAUAGCAUUAAUUAUUCAUACAGUCCACACAGCCCCAUGCCAACUGGUGGUGGAAGCACUACUAGCCGCGAUUUUAUCGGUUGGAGCGCGCUUCCUGGUUCUGAGACACCUGGUGUAUCUCCCAGCUCCCCGUCACCCGGUAUGAGCGCCAGCAGUCUGAGCGGCAGUCGACCCUUGUUCUAUCCCAAUAGCCAGCCGGCAUCUCCAUUAUCAUUCAGUGCCUCUCCAUCGGCUCCGCGAUACAGCCCACCUACGCUAGCAGGUAGCUCUUCUAUGGAAAGCUACUCACCUCAAAUGACUACACCAAGCUCCCCGGGUGGAGCACCCAGCGGUACAUUGGGCGGCCCCAGUCAUUCACCAUUAUCUUAUCCAACCACACCAAAUUAUCCCAUGUCCCGCGGAGUGAGUACCGGUACCGGUACCGGAUUGGGUUCAUCCAGUUUAUUGGCUUACUCUGGCACCGGAUUCUCUGGAUCGACGCUCGGUGCUUCGGCGUACAGCCCAUCAACACUUCAGACCCCGUCCUCACAUUAUUUAAUGACCACACCUCGUCCCGGUUCACCGUCGCCUAGUCCUCGAGAGUACUUCCCUACACCAACCCCCGAUUCUCGUCGUUGA
Molecule: messenger RNA, 5730 nt
Organism: Echinostoma caproni
Lineage: Eukaryota; Metazoa; Platyhelminthes; Trematoda; Plagiorchiida; Echinostomatidae
Source: the annotation of a GenBank genome assembly